Messenger RNA from Mesorhabditis spiculigera, 3654 nucleotides. The record is from the annotation of a GenBank genome assembly. Lineage: Eukaryota; Metazoa; Nematoda; Chromadorea; Rhabditida; Rhabditidae.
AUGGCUGUACUCUACCAACUUGCUGGGCUCUUCUUCUUACUGCUCGUCGCAUAUGAGCUAUUCGCCAUCGCAUCGGUUUUGUUUGCGAUUUUUAAAGGCAAAUUCUGCCAACAAAAAAGCCCGAUCUACAUCAUCGCCGCCUCCAACCUCCUCGCCGACUUUGGCAUGCUCACACUGCAUUUAGUAUAUUUUGUGCCGAGCUUAUUAUUCGAGUCAUACAUAUUCCCAAAAGGCAUCAACGACAAUCUUACCAUAUUUAUCUCCUCACUCUUCAUGUUUUUCUGGUAUCAACUGUCGUUUAGCCAGAUUUUGAUGGCCGUGAAUAGAUUGGUUGUGAUGUGUUUUAGCAACGUGAAUGUAUUCACAAGAAGAAAUACCUUGAUAUUUGCCAUCUCGACGUACAGUAUCGCCGCUGUCUUAGCCAUACUUUCUCAAUAUGUUUUACCAUGUUGCAGAUUCUCCUUCGAUUACUUCGUUUUUUCGUAUCGUUACAUUACGAUAGACGGGCUGAUGAAUUAUCCGAACACCUUUAUCGAUAUGCCGUUGAACGCAUUGAGCACGACAGUUUGUGGCUGUUGCUAUUUUUCGAUUGUUCUCUGGAUCUUCUCGAUCAACGCUAAAAAGGGCCAAGGUGCCGCGCACUCACACGAGACAAAACUUGAAAUUAAGUAUGCCAAACAAUUCUUCAUCAUCACCAUUUUCUACAUGAACGCGUGGACCAGUUUUCGGUAUCUACCCGUGCUAAUUGGCGGAUCGAAUCUUUAUCUGUACUCUUUUUGCUCGCUAAAUGCCAUGUUGAGCUUUGGCGCCAACGGGCUUGUCUACUAUCACACAAAUUCUGAGAUUAAAAAAGCGCUGAAUAAACGCGUCUCGACCACCGCAGAUUCGAGUAGCGGCAAGGGCGAGUCUCAGAAGCGGAAUUCGAACGUGACCCGGGAUUCAGAUCUUCCUAGGGCUAAUCAAACUAACCUUCUCAUUGUUCAAAAUAUACAGGUAUCCGACCCCGAAUCCCAUAAAAUCGUCAAAUAUCAAAAAAUGUUCUGCCCACGUGAUGGACCUUGUAACUUGGUCCGCCCGUUUGUUAACUUUAUAAGUCGACAAAUGGAUAAAAAGUGGAUAAAUUAUGUUUUGGUUCGAGACCCGCUAGAGCGAUUCAUCUCGGGUUUUGUGCACAAAUGCUUGAGGAGUUCCGCGCGAGGCCAAAAUUGCUAUCAAUGUGAUGACAAUAUCACCUGUCUAAUGGAAAAUCAGUACAAAAGCCUCAAAAAGAUCUCUGACACCGGCAUCGUGCCCUACCUACAUACGGUGGAGGACUCCCACUUUGCGCCGCAAAAUUGGAAUUGCGAGCUCCAAGCUCACUACGACGAUUACAAGAUCUUCAAAUAUUCACAUGAAAAUAUUGGAGCAAUCUUGGAGUCGGUUUUCGAAGAUUUUGCGAAUGCCAGCGUGCCAGUAGAUGUGAUAAAUGAUAUAAGGCAGCAAAUUACUGGAAAGAAGUCCUACCAUGCUACCUACGAUUCUGAAGACGUCGUAAAGUACCGGAAAAUGGUCCAAGAAACUCCGUACCUGCGUGAAUUGCUUGUGAAAAUGUUUUAUCACGAUUAUGUGCUUUUUGAUUAUCCUUUGCCGGAGUUGUUUAUUGUCUUGACAAGUCCGGCACUCGGCGGUGGUCAUCAUGAUCUGCCGAACCCCGAGCCGCACGUCCCGCAACCUCUGCGCCACGUUGAAAAGGACUUCUUUGGCCGGCCGCAGGCACCCCGAAUCACAAAGGACUCGCACGACCACACUGGCGACGAUUAUGCUUCGUAUGUCGGGGCCGGUGUCUUCGUCUUGUUAACCGUUGGGGCAAUUGCACUUUACACCGAUGUCUUUGGCAUGAACAUCAAGGAGGGAUUCUUGCACGCCCACCACCGGCCAUUCACUCCUGCUAAGGAAACCAAGAGCAAGCCUCCGCCAACCGAACCCGAGAGCAAGCCUCAGCCUGCCGCUCCCCAGGUGAAGGAAGAGCAGCCCGAACUCGCCGCCGCCAAGGUUUCCGCCAAGGAGGCCCCAGUUGUCCCCCUUUCCAAGAAGGCAGACGCCGUCAAGCAGGGUCACGACAAGGAAUCGACCACCACACCGAUUGCCUCUUCCUCCGGCGAGCCCUCGAUCGUCGAGAAGAUUGCCGAUGCUGCCAAAGAAGAGGUGCGACACGUGAAGGAACUGGCUAGCGAGGCUGUUGCCUCUGUCGAGGCCGCCGUCGAAAAGGCUGCCCAUAAGGUGGACGAGGCGCUGACCCUCAAGUCGGAGGAGCUUCCCGACUACAUCCCCUAUCUACUCGUCGGUUCCGGUGCGGCAGCUUACUACGCUUCGUUGACGAUACGAGCGCGCGAUGCCGAAGCGAAAGUACUAAUGAUUGGCAGCGAACCGGAAUUACCCUACAACAAGCCGCCACUAUCAAAGGAGCUUUGGUGGUAUUCCGACGAAAAUGCACGCCAAACCCUCACCUACAAGGGCCUCAGCGGCAAGAUGCGCGAUAUUUAUUUUGAAUCGAAGGGUUUCUAUGUUCCGGUCAACGAAAUAGUCAAAGCGAAACACGGUGGUGUGUCACUAUUGAAGGGUGUAACGGUAGCCAAAAUCUGCCCAAAAGAAAAGAAAGUAGUUUUGGAAGACGGGCGAAGCAUUCGAUUCGGAAAGUGCCUACUAGCAACUGGUGGCCAGCCGAAGAGGCUGCCCGUUUUCGAGCCGGUCGAGAAGAGUGACAGCGUUAUGUAUUUGAAGGAUGUGGCCGAUUACCGGCGGAUAGACGAAGCGUGCGAGCGGGGCGGCACAGUUUCUGUGGUGGGCGGCGGCUUCCUCGGGUCCGAACUCGCCUACUCCAUCAAACGCCGCUACCCUAAAACUCGGGUUGUUCAGAUCAUCCAAGAAAGCGGCCCACUAUCCGGCGUGCUGCCGAAUUACUUGUCUGCUCACACACGCGGGGGCCUCGAACGAUCCGGCGUCGAGGUGCACACCGAUUCAUCGAUCAUUGCCGCAACGAAAAAAUCUGGAGAAAAGCUAACCCUAUCGCUGAACGAUGGCCGCACCAUCUCGACCGAUUACGUCGUUGUCGCCGUUGGUAGCGAGCCGAACGUGAUUCUGGCUUCAAAUGACGUGCAUGUCGACGAGUCGUUGGGCGGCUUCCUCGCCGAUGCUCAACUUCGGGUUGCCCCAGGGAUUUGGUGUGCUGGCGAUUCUUGCGCCUAUGAUGCUGGAGUACUGGGGAGACGGAGGAUAGAGCACUGGGAAAAUGCGCAAAUAACCGGGCGGCUGGCCGGCGAGAAUAUGACCGACGGGAAUCGCGAUUUUUGGUUCCAAUCGUCCUAUUUCACCAAGGUUGGCCCCGAGAUGCACAUCAACGCCGUCGGGGACACCGACUCGAAGCUGAACACUGUUUCCAUCUUUGCUGAUCAGGAAGUAGGCUUCCCCAACAAAUACCACAAGGGCGUCGUCUUUUAUGAAAAUGGUGGAAAGAUCGUCGGAUGUCUGCUGGUCAACGUUUUCGGCGCGGGCCUGGAUAUUGCGAGACGAAUGAUUGACGAGAAACGAUCGGUUGCUGACGCCAAAGAACUAUCCAAAUUGUUCGCCCUCUGGGAACAAGAAACCAGCGAAGAGGUCAAGACCGAGGUCAAGAAA